CGCAGUUUUCUGUAUUUGUGCUCAAAUUAUAUAAAGUUAUAUUUCUUAAUUUUGUGACAUAUUUAUAUACAUGUAUAAGUUACAAAAUUAGUCAUUAGCAUUCGUUUAUAAAACAUUACAUUAUAUGGCCGUAGCACACUUUUUCUCUACCUAUGGCUGACAUACAAAAUUCACAAAUUCUAUAGGCUGUUGUAGGAAUAUAUACGAUCUCAAAGUGGUGAUUCAUAAAGUUUCACGUAUUUUCCACAAAAUCUUCGGCAGUCAUUCUCUUACUUCUUUGUUAGAUAUACUAGUAUUUAAACCGCACUUAGCCACGAAUGCAGUUGUCAUCAAAUACGAUAGGGAGCGCUUCAUUGGACACAGUUGUUGAGAGAAGUAUCGCUACAUCACAAAGUCCACAAGCUAUCGUCGAUAGUUUUAAGUUAACUAUAAUAUCACACUCAUUACGGCUAAAUAAAAGCAGCUUCCCUACUAUCGGCUACUUUGACAAAUCUUUAUAAGGGAUCUAGUAGUGUACGUGUGGUUGUGUUUGAGUAUGAAUUAACAGAGCAGACCAUAUGCAAAAGUAAACAUUAUGCAUUUGCUUUGCAAAUGUUACCUUUCUAGUUAAAGAUUGAAAUUCUUGUAGUGUGGAUGUCACAUUUACUACUAGAAUUCCUCCACCUCGGAAGCCUCUUCAACCUCAUCAUCUACUAUUUCUUCCUCUUCCACGACUUGUUCCUGGUUAGAAAACGACAUGGCGGCAAAUUCGUCCUCGCUGGCCAGCAGGGUCUCCGUCCACUGUCGGCACGCGUCGUCCAAUGGCGGCCCAGUUCCGCCAUAUUCCGGCGGCAAAGCAUCACGGUCCACGUACUGAUGAAGAGUCUCUGUCUUGGGUCCGUGAAGGUGUAUCUGGGAACAAGAUGGCGGGUGUUCUAUGGAUGGUGGUGUUGUCGGCCGUGUUGCCGAUGAUCUCCCGAGCGGACGAUCGGCCCAACUUCGUGUUCUUCGUGGCCGACGACUUGGGAAUCGGAGACGUCGGCUGCUUCGGAAACGAUACACUUCGGACUCCGAAUAUCGACCGAAUCGCUGCUAACGGUGCCAAGUUGACCCAGCACCUGGCGGCCGCUGCCGUCUGCACCCCCAGUAGAUCAGCGUUUCUAACCGGACGCCUGCCCGUCAGAUUUGGAAUGGCGGGGACGGACCGACCUCUGGCUUACAUCUUUCUGGCUGCUCCAUCCGGGCUACCGAGGUCAGAGGUCACUUUCCCUCAGAUGGCAAAGGAUCAUGGGUACCAGACAGCACUGAUAGGAAAAUGGCAUCUUGGUCUGAAUUGCAAAUGGGUAGGGGAUCACUGCCACCAUCCUAACAAGUUCGGGUUUGAUUACUUUUACGGCUUUCCCGGUUCAAACGCGCCCGAGUGUGACCCGGACAAUGUGACCGCGGGAGCGACGGGGAAGUUCGCCGCCGAUAGGAUCUACACCCGCUUCCGCGUCUGGGAGGUAGCGCUCAGCGUCUUCCUCGGUCUUCUGGCACUCAAGUAUUUCCGUUACGUUCAAUGGAAAACCGUUAUCGUGUUCUCGGUUGUUGGUUGGUCGACGGUGAUAUGUACGUACGCAUUUUGGGCCAAUGGGAGACAGUUUAACUGCGUCAUGAUGAGAGACGAUGACGUCAUAGAGCAACCAUACGACGUUUCUACCAUGACUCCCAGAAUGACUCUUGAAGCCACAAGAUUCCUUGAAGAAAGGAAAGCGAAAAAAGAACCCUUCUUGUUGGAAGUCUCUUACUGGAACGCGCACACAGCCCUUUUACCUUAUAAGGAAUUCCGCGGGAAAAGCCGGCACGGUCUCUAUGGCGACACGGUGGAGGAGAUGGACUGGAGCAUCGGGGUUGUCAUGGCAACGUUAGAACGCCUGGGUCUGACGAACAACACGUUUGUGUACUUCACAUCUGACAACGGCGCGCACAUGGAAAUAGGAGAUGCCGGAGGGUGGAACGGCAAAUAUAAAGGUAGUAAAGGGCAAGGAGGAUCCGAAGGAGGAAUCCGCAUGCCAACACUUGUGCAGUGGCCAAGAAAAAUCAAGCCCGGAACUGUAGUUACGGAGGCGACAAGUCAGAUGGACAUCUUCCCUACGUUAGCAGAGAUCCUGAAGGCCCCACUUCCCCAGGACAGGGUGAUGGACGGACGGAACAUCCUGCCGUUGCUAGGCGGGGCCAAGAAGCCGUCUCCACACGACUUCCUGUUCCACUACUGUGGGGAUAGGUUGCAUGCUGUAAGGUACAGGCCUAGGAAAGGGAAGGUGACCUGGAAAGCCCACUAUGCUUCCUACAACUGGGAACCUGGCACAACACGUUGCGGUGUCGACCGACUUGUCUGCUUCUGUGACGUGCCGUUUGUCACCUGGAACGAUCCGCCAUUGCUGUAUGACGUCACUAACGACCCCACCGAGGACCGACCAAUCAGCGCCGACUCAAACCCGAAGUACCGAGAAGUGCUUGACGUCAUCAUGAAGGCUGUUGCGGAACACAGACAGAACUUGACUGAAGUACCUAACCAGUUUAGAAUACCCCUGUUUUUUCCUAGGCCUUGGCUGCAGCCAUGUUGCAACUUUCCAUAUUGCAAUUGUCAGGAAAAAGUCGAUUUAUCCCCUCUAAAAAUCACCGCCCAAUGAACAAAGAAAUGCUAGUACAAUACAAUACAUGUAAAUGUAAGUACAGUGGCCGACAAGUACACAAGCAGAUGUGUACAUUUGUACUUGUCGGCCACAGUAUGUGAGAAUUUUUCACAGGCUGCUGCAUUCUAAAGCGUGCUCUAAUCUAUUACACGAAGAAUUGCUGUUUACUAUUAAAUAGUAUACUAUAAUUUUCCUGAUUUCCAUUUUUGUACCAAGUGAACUUAAAAAAGCAAGCUGCUAGGGGGAAAACUUACGAGCACAAGAACUAUUUGCCUUCUAAAAUCAGUGACCGCUGCAGUACCAUAUCAAGCCGCCAGAGAGCGCAAAAUGUGAUCAUCAAAACACUACAAAAUGUACCAAGUCUGAUGACAAUCCAUCCAUAUAGCGUCUCAAGUUAUCGUGCCAAACCACAUACAUACAUACAAAUAAACGCUACCAGAAACAUUACCUUCUUGGCGAAUGUAAUAAACAUCUAAACCACAUGUCUCUUUCCAUC
This is a messenger RNA of Branchiostoma belcheri (Belcher's lancelet), 3150 nucleotides long. RefSeq names its product arylsulfatase H-like. The record is from RefSeq and is a predicted model, not a curated record. Gene Ontology annotation, molecular function: arylsulfatase activity. The coding region runs from base 801 to 2651 and encodes 616 amino acids. Lineage: Eukaryota; Metazoa; Chordata; Leptocardii; Amphioxiformes; Branchiostomatidae. The transcript is spliced from 8 exons.